UAUAGAUUCAGUGAAUAAAUCCUAUUAAGUAGACUAGUUACCGAAAUAAAGUAGGCUAGCCUAUACUUUGGUUGGGAAAGAUGGUUGAAAAAGUAUCCUACAAUUGUUGCUCCUCGCUAGGGGCGCUGGUUGAACACAGUGCAAUAGAGAAGACAAUGUAGCCACUCAGUGUCAGCCAAAUCCAUGAUAUUAACACAAUCUAAAGAGCAAAGGGGAGUUUCCAAAGUCAUCAAACCCGUCCAACUUUCUCAUUUACAGCUAUAGACCACUGAAAAUGGAUCCUAUUAGGUCUGCUGCUCCUUUGCUAUGGCUUUCCCUGUGCUUUGGGAAUAUUCUGGAGGCAGCGGUACUUGGAUCAUUGCAGUACCCCUCCGGUGCGGAUGAUAACGGGCUUGUUUCACAUCUGGAUGAGCGGAGUCGCAGAGAGCCGACAGCGGUGUCCAGGAAAGACCCUCCGAUAAAUGAUACUAUCGUCCCCCAUGACUAUAUGGUAUCUCUAUACAGGACACUAUCUGAGAUAGAGAGCAGAGGGUUUAACAGCAGUGUUCCUCGCACCGCAAGACACGCCAACACGGUGACCAGUUUCGUGGAUCAAGGAAAAGAUCACUCCUCCUGGGGAAGUGGCCAGCGCUAUCUCUUCGACCUCUCCAGCCUGUCCAGAACAGAUGAGCUUGUGGAGGCAGAACUGAGGAUCCUGAGAAAGCCACCGCUGGAUCUCCUUCCUGUGCUGACGUGGGGCAGGAAUCUUUAUCGCCUCCUCCUCUACACAUGUUCGUCUGAGGGGAACUCUGGGAGACGGCUGCUGGAUUCCAGGACAGUCGACGUUCUGGAUGGCGAGCCUCCCAAAUGGGAUGUAUUUGAUGUGUGGGCAAGUGUGAAGGCUCGGCGAAGGAGCCACAAGACAGCAGCAGGCAACGACCUCCUCAUGGCCUGCUUUGACCUGCUGGUCGUUUCGGAGUUGACCAAAGAGGCAGCCAACCCUCUUACAGUAGGGCUGGGACGCCAGUCUCGGCAGCCCCAGGAGAGGGCCUUGCUGUUGGCUUUUUCUCGCACCCGCAGGAAAGAGAACCUGUUCAAGGAGAUUAGGGAGCAGAUGAAGGCAGUGCAAAGAGAUAUGGGUUUUCUGGAUCCUUUGGACCUCUCUGGUGACGUGGUUGGUCACCUAUCCAGGCGACGCAGACGCCGGACUGCCCUGACCAGCAGAUCUGUAGGUGGAGCUGGUGGGGGAGGAGGAGGAGGCGGUGGUGCUGGAGGAGGUGGAGGAGGAAGGGGUGGUGGAGGCAGCGGGCGCAGGAAGACUCGAUGCAGCCGCAGGCAGCUCCAUGUCAACUUCAAGGAGUUGGGCUGGGAUGACUGGAUCAUCGCACCGCUGGAUUAUGAGGCGCACCAUUGUGAGGGCGUGUGUGACUUCCCGCUGCGCUCACACCUGGAGCCUACAAAUCACGCCAUCAUUCAGACACUUAUGAACUCUAUGGACCCUGACUCCAGCCCGCCCAGCUGCUGUGUCCCCUCCAAACUCAGCCCCAUCAGCAUCCUCUACAUUGACUCUGGCAACAAUGUGGUCUACAAGCAGUAUGAGGACAUGGUGGUGGAGAGCUGCGGCUGCAGGUAGCAUAGCGACAGAGGGGUGUUUUGCUAUUCUUGCGUUGGGCUAGUCUUGUCAUUCUGGACUCUGCAAAAUGUUGCAUUGGAAUUUUGGGCUUAGGCUAGUAAACAGAGGAGUCUGAUUGUCUUGUCGGAAAAUCCAUUGGUGGUUUGAUGCGCUUGUUAACGAACACCUCCCCUAUCUCUUCCCCCUAAACCAACUUUAUUUUGUGAUUCACUGAAAAAAGUACCAACAAGUAUGUUCAUUACUGAUCUGCCUUCACUUGAGUGGAACAUAAUCUCAUUUGCUGCUUAAUUUAUUAGAAUUUGUCAUUGAGCUGCAAUUUAAUUUCAUGAGCUCUUUAGCAUUUCUUUACUCAUAACAUGCUCUGGCUCUCUCUCUUUGUCCCCAUGGCUCUGCAUGUUGUUCAAUGCUGCCAACUUUAGUAAAUGUCCCAUUCUUAAACAACUGCUAUGCUUCUGACUUUGGUUCUAUAACAUUACUUUAGUAAUCAGUUAAUGAUAAGGUGCAUAAAACAUCAGCCCUAGCUUUUUAAUUUGCUGAGCAGCAGACAGAAUUAAUUGAAAUGAACAAAACAACCCCAGACUUCUAGCUUUACGACAACAGCAUUAGAGUACAUUUGUGUGCCUAUAAGAGAGGAGUAAAUUAUUUGAUAUUCUUAAAUAUCAGAAGUCAUAGUUAGACAUUUUUUGUCCACUGAACUGCUCCCGCUGUGCUUGCUCUUAACAAAAACAACAUUCCAAAUGUAUGGGAGGACACAAUCAAAAAGGACUUUUGAAUAUUGCAUCACACAAGACCCUACCGUCACCUCUUGGACAUGGUUAAAAGAGAGGUUUUAGAUAAUGCUGUUGCCAUUAUUGUGAGAAAUCUGGACAUUGUUAUGCAUCUGUUUAGCAAGACAGAAAAAGUAUCCCAUUUAUGGUGCUGUCUGCUGUAGAAACCUCUGUCUAUCAGCCCAUGGUGGAGGAACAGUGAUCUUUAGUUAGGGAUAUGCUAUAGGACCCAUUUACACAGUUAACUUAGAAAAAUAGCUGUGUGUCACAAUGCAUUUGCUUAUAUACACUCUAUAUCAUUACUAUGCAAAGAUCAGAGGUAUAUGAUAUGGAACAUUUAAGGUAUGAAUGAAAGAGGUAUGAAUGAAGGGCGACAAGGAGAAUUUGAAGCAGAUUUUAUAGCAUGACUCCAAUUUAUUAUUGCUUGCAACUGAGAAAAGUUCGUUUUUUUGCAGGGUAUGCUUUCUACUACAGCUGGUAAUGUACAUGACUUAAACAUGCAGAUCCCGUGCUAACUAUGAUUGAUAUGGCAAUUAAUUUCCCUGUAAACAGCACAGAACCAAUAGGCUAUAUAAUGUCCAUAGGAAUUCCUUGUCAGGGAAAUGGAACAUUGGAAUUCACAAUUUAACACUCCAGGUAUUGAAGUAUAAGAGCACAUGAUUUUGCUAAAUAAUAUUGAUCAAAUAGCAACAUGUGUUGGUCUUUGGAUGUAAUUUCCAUUUAUUCACUUUUAUUUUAGAGUUCAGUCCAGAGUUGCAUGUUAGCCUGGUGGUCCAAAUACACUAUAUAUACAAAAGUAUGUGGACAACCCUUCAAAAUAG
Messenger RNA from Coregonus clupeaformis (lake whitefish), 3200 nucleotides. Its product is annotated as growth/differentiation factor 6-A-like. NCBI's taxonomy places the organism in Eukaryota, Metazoa, Chordata, Actinopteri, Salmoniformes, Salmonidae. Gene Ontology annotation, molecular function: cytokine activity; growth factor activity. The transcript is spliced from 2 exons. The record is from RefSeq and is a predicted model, not a curated record. Gene Ontology annotation, cellular component: extracellular region. Bases 275 to 1612 code for a protein of 445 amino acids. Gene Ontology annotation, biological process: SMAD protein signal transduction; BMP signaling pathway.